AUGGCCGCUAAUUGUUUAAUAAGAAUAUUUUUUAGUUUAUUUGUAGUUAUUUGUUCGGUGUACUGUGCUAGUAUUGAUUCUCCCGUGUUCGGGUAUCACAUGAGGAUUGGAGUGCCUCAAGCAGUCAGGAUAGCGAGUUUGGAGUCCAUGAGAAUUGUUGGUGGUAGUGCCGUCAGUGCAGCAACUGCUAUUCCUCAUCAGGUGGGCAUCGUAGCAAGACUAACAACGGGUCACCAGUCAGUAUGUGGCGGCAGUCUCCUUUCCACCACCAGAGUCCUAACAGCAGCUCAUUGCUGGUUCGACGGAGAAGUGCAAGCCAGACAGUUCACCAUCGUUCUUGGCUCUCUUACUAUCUUCACAGGAGGGACAAGGAUAGACACAACUGAUGUCACCAUGCAUCCUUCUUGGAACUACUUACUCAAUGACAUUGCUAUGGUCAAGAUUUCUGCUGUAAAGUUGAGUACUACAAUACAAGUGAUUCCACUGCCCACGGCAGCAGAUGUGAACCAGAACUUCGCUGGAACAACUGGAGAAAUUUCUGGAUUUGGAAAGACUAGUGAUGCUCAAACAUCCUUCCCCACAUCCACGGCUCUGCAUCAGACAUCAGUGCCCAUAAUCACGAACGCAGUCUGCCAGAGAAGCUACCAGAUCACCAUAGACGGCAGCCAUCUUUGCACAGCUGGUACCGGGGGUAAAGGCACCUGUGACGGUGACUCCGGCGGUCCACUGACUGUGUUGCAUAACAAUAAGAGGAUCUUGGUUGGUGUAGUUUCCUUCGGCCCCAGCGAGGGUUGCCAAGCCAGUUCUCCAUCAGUAUUCUCCAGAGUAACCUCAUUCCUUACCUGGAUUAACAAUAACCUUAAGUAG
This is a messenger RNA of Spodoptera littoralis (African cotton leafworm), 867 nucleotides long. The record is from the annotation of a GenBank genome assembly. NCBI's taxonomy places the organism in Eukaryota, Metazoa, Arthropoda, Insecta, Lepidoptera, Noctuidae.